ACAAUCAUUUCAAAUUUUCAACACUCCUUUUUUAUAUCUUUGUACAUUCCUCUCCAUAUAAGGAAACUCAAAGAAACCCAAGAAGAUAUAAACACUUUUCAGUUUUCACAUCUUAACCAUGUCCACUACAAUUGGGUUUACAGGCCCAGACAAGAUGAUCAAGAAGUCAGCCCACCGACGUAACGACUCCGGUGAGCUUGAUGUGUUUGAAGCAGCCCGCUACUUCUCUGGUGCCGAGGUCACUGGUUUUGACGCUUCCCGCAAGAUCAUGAAAGAAGAAAGGCCUGCAUGGGAAGGUGGAGGAGGAGGAGGAGCAAGGAAGAGCUUAGACAUGCCCGUGCAAGGCCCACUCCCUACUGAGGCCCAUCGGCUUGAAAAGAGCAGCAAAGAGAAGAAAAGCAAGCAGCCAAGCUCACCAGGUGGGAAGCUGGCCAGCUUCUUGAACUCCCUCUUCAGUCAAACAUCUUCCAAGAAGAAGUCAAAGUCAACAUGCAAGUCAGUCAAAGAUGAAGAGGAAAGCCCAGGUGGGAGGAGAAAGAGGAGGAGUAGCAUCAGCCAUUUCCAGAGCAUCAACAACAAUCACAACAACAACAGCACCAAUGAUUCAAAAUCCAUAUAUUCCUCCUCAAGGACUGGUUUUAGAACACCUCCACCUUAUUCCCAUACUCCCACAAAGGUGUACAAAGAUCAAAGGCAAGGUGGGCCUCUGUCAAAGUGCCAUGGGCAGCCAGGCCCAGUGAUUUUUGGCCCACAGCAUGAGGGAUUGGCUGAGAACAAGGAAUCGGGGUUGAGCUGGUUGGAUGAGAAAUUCAAAUUCAGUGAUGGGUUUUUGGAGAAGAAUAGGGUUAUUCUAGGUAAUGGGCUUUUGGAGAAGGAUAUGGCUUGUUAUAAUGGGCUUUUGGGGAAAGAUAGGAGUUGGGUGGGUGAAUUUACAUUGAAGGAGAAGGAUUUGAGGAGGGCUGAAGAAGUGGAAGAUGGCGGGGAGAGUGAUUCAAGCUCUGAUCUUUUUGAACUUCAAAACUAUGAUUUGGGUGUGUUCUCUAAUGGCCUGCCUGUGUAUGAGACUACAUGUAUGGAGAAUAUCAUGAGAGGUGCACCUAUCGCCAGUGCCACCCUCUAGCUUGUAUGUUUUCUUUUUACCUUUUUAAUUACUCUCUCUCUCUCUCUCUCUCUCUCUCUCUCUCUCUCUCUCUCUCUCUCUCUCAGACUGGUUGUAGUGAAUGUUAGGAUUGGGUUUGGUUGAGAAUAUAAAUAGUUUUCCGUUCCUAUUC
This is a messenger RNA of Magnolia sinica, 1271 nucleotides long. Its product is annotated as protein BIG GRAIN 1-like E. Gene Ontology annotation, biological process: auxin-activated signaling pathway. The coding region runs from base 119 to 1120 and encodes 333 amino acids. The transcript has a single exon. The record is from RefSeq and is a predicted model, not a curated record. Lineage: Eukaryota; Viridiplantae; Streptophyta; Magnoliopsida; Magnoliales; Magnoliaceae.